This is a messenger RNA of Priapulus caudatus, 3215 nucleotides long. RefSeq names its product cilia- and flagella-associated protein 69-like. Gene Ontology annotation, biological process: positive regulation of flagellated sperm motility. Bases 174 to 2726 code for a protein of 850 amino acids. Gene Ontology annotation, cellular component: sperm midpiece; non-motile cilium. Lineage: Eukaryota; Metazoa; Priapulida; Priapulimorpha; Priapulimorphida; Priapulidae. The transcript is spliced from 21 exons. The record is from RefSeq and is a predicted model, not a curated record.
ACGUCAUUGCCAUUGGCAGUUCUGUACCAUCAUGCCGAACUGACAGUGGCACUGAAUUAUUCCGGGUGCGGUGUUGUCACCGAGUGAUUUUUUGAAAUACACAAAUUUAGAAGAAGUGAGGGUUAUAAACCAACUAUAUAAUAUAUGCUUUGCCUUUACUUACCAACUAAAGCAUGUCUAUGGAGAGGGCUUUGGAAUUGCUUUCCGAUCAUCUUACGACGAAUCUUCAUGAAAGGCAUGUGUAUUUAUUGAAAAAGAUAACAGAUGAAAACAGCCAAGGUUUUCUAUUAAAAGAAUGCCGUGCAUUGGUCAAAGCUAUAAGCACAUAUUUCCCAAGGACAAUAGAACAUCAAGAGUAUGUCCAGUCAUUGGUUAACCUGUUACAAGUUGUUAGCUUGUCCUUCCUCAAGCAGAAGUCCUCAGACAUUGUAAAAUUCGAACAAGAUGCAGUAGAAGCAAUUUCAACAAUUGCUGCCUUUUUACGGGAAGUUGAGAGUGAUGAGUUGCAGGUGCACAUAUGUCGUGCCCUCAUUGCUUUUUACAGUGCCAGACCACAGCAUGUGGAUGUUGAAGCUAUUUUGCAGCCAACUAGCAAUGAGUUUAACAUGAGAGUUGUGGAUAUGGGAACCGUCACACGCACAGUUUCCAAGUUCUUUUGUGUCUUGGAGGGCAACCUUGACAUGGCUAUGGAAACCAUGGACCUCUUACAACAUCUGUCUGCAGUCUCUGCUAGCAACUGCAGUCAGAUGAUAGAGGCAGGAGUAGGCGAGGCGGUGUGUAGAUGGCUGCUCACUUCGACCGGCUACAGCCUUGUCUUCAGAGCUAGCGAGCUGCUGUGGAAUCUGCUGGAGCAUUGCAGAGACAGCGCAGCGGAGCAACUGACAAAGGAAAGCUGCAUUUUAGCCCUUCAGGGGGCGCUGCUGAAGCUGACGACGGGGGCUCACGACGAGGCCGGACGCCAGCUUCGCAACGAUCUACUCGCUAUCAUCACCCUGGUGGCAGGUGCUAGACCUGACGCGUCGAUUGUGAAUGUUGGUCUCUUCAGGCAGCUGGUAGUGCUUGCUACAUUUCAAGAGGUGCGCAGCCACCAUGCCCUCGUUAAGCAUCUGAAGCUCACAUCAAAUGAGGAAGACUUUGAAUUCAAGAAAAUGCUCAUUAACAUGUUAGUGCUGAUGUGCAGGAACAGCCUAGCCAUGGAGGAGAUGUCAGCGAGCAAGGUACCUCUAGCGCUAUUCUCGUUCGUGAAACCUGCCGACAGCGACAGCUCCUCCCACUGGCCGUGGAACCAGGCGCAUUACGCUGAGCUGCAGCUACAUGCUAUGUCGGCACUAUGCACGGUGGCGCCACUCUGCCUGGAUGGCUAUAUGACAUGCCACGGAGGGACACGAUUGCUACUCUACCUUGAGUGGUGUUGUGCAGAUGACAAAAUCACUGAGCGGCAACUGCAGCUACUGCAUUGUCUAGAUCUUCUGAGGUGUAUGGCUGCCACGGAGCAACAGGAGGUUCUGCAAGAUUUGUGUGACCAAGGUGCUAUUAGCCAACUCACAGAUAUUCUUCAAAACGACUACGUAAAUAUUUCAAAAAAGGAGACAGUGCAGGAAGUGCAGAUUCAAAACGCAGCCUUCUUCAUUCUUUCCUCACUUACUGACACUGAGAAUCAUAGAAAGGAACUAUUUGGAGAGAAAGGUGUUAAGGUUCUCAUCUAUUACCUGAGGACUUGUCCACAGAAAGUAGCCAGUGGUCUAGGUCACAAUCAACUGAUGCUUACCAUUAUAGGCUGUGUGUGGUCCUGUGUUGUUGGCUGCCCUGUUGUUGAAGAUAAAUUCAUGGAGUCAGAAGGUGUUUUCCUGCUUUUGGAUUGCUUGGAGCUGUGUCCAACUAGCAUGCACAACUUAACCCUAGGCUGCUUACUCGAUUUGUGCUUGAACCCUGCCGCUGUGCCCCAUCUCGAUGUCUGGAGAGGAAAGGAGCAGAACACUCUGCCUAUUCUGCUCUGUCAGCUGUGGCGUAGGGAGGAGUCUGAGAUGCAAGUGUCAAGAAGUGAGGAUGGUGCUAUUGCAGAUGUCUUUAAGCCAUUAAUGGGGAAGGAUCAAGAACAACAAGAGGUAGUCCUGCUUCCUGCCUCCUGCCCUAGUGCUGCUGUGGUGGAUGUAUCGGAAAACGUCCGUGCCAAAAUCUACUCUCUAUUCACGAUUGUGGGCUGGGAUAGGAGUAAGGAACUCUGUCCGAAUGAUGAGAUUACCUUUGAGCUUAUACGUGGAUACUUGGAUUUAAAGGUUGGUGAGGUGUGGAAUGAGAUCAUAGCAGAGCUGGAAGAGGAGGGCCUGCGUCCUAUCAGCCCCGACCAGGAGGCCCUCACCACUGUGCAAAGAGCCACCCUUGCCCGUGCAGAGACUGUUGCCAGAAAACAACAGGAUGUGGUGGAGGCAAAACAACAGCAGGAGUUGCUAGAUGAGAAAGCUUGUUAUGACGAGAUUAGAGAAUCUCAUCAUUCCAAGACGAGAGCAAAGCGAGAGUUCCAGGAAUACGUUAAUCGAACAGCCAACUACGAACUACUGAGAAGGACUAGGGCAGCACAGCUGGGCAGUAUUGAGCAUUCCAGGGCCAAGCUAUCACCAAGUCUUCUAGGCACCUUUCACAGUACCGAGAUGCCAUCGCUGAACACAACGACGUUUUGCGGGAGGCAGGUGACAGUACAAGAGAUGGCUAUGUCAUUGGACCACUGACAAGCUGCCUAAACAAACGGGACCAUUUGAUUGAGAUGUCAUCUACAUGUCAUCAAGAAAACUAAUGCAGCAAGAGUCCAGUCAACAUCACUAUUGCUGUAAGACAUCGGUGAAAAUUAUUAUUAUUAUAAGGUUCUAGUAGAGGUCACUAUUGCAUCAAAGUUCCAAGAAAUGUUACUAAUACAAAAUAUCAAGAGUGCUCUAUUACGCACUCUUGAAAAUAUGUACUAUACAAAUGUUGCUGUCAAAAUAUCCUUAAUGGGUUAUGACUAUCUUGCCUUUAAAUACGUGAUAAACAAAUUUGUUAGAGAUAUAUUGUUAAGUAUUAAUUUGGUAAAUAUAUAUUUGAUUAUAGCAUAGAUAUAUACAACCCCUGUGUUGUAUAUAUCUAUGAUUAUAGGUAUGAAAUCACGAGUAAAUACAUACAUUGUCAGUUUUAUCUGGACUCGUUGACUCAUUUGAUUCAAUAUAAUACCACACGUAUUACCC